UCAACUUAAGGUCCCACUGUGGAUCCAUUAAAAAUGGCUUCCAGUUAAUUUUUUGCACUAAAGGCGGCUGUCACUCCACAAGCUUUGGGAAGGUUAUUUGAUGUAAAUCUUAUCAUGACUGUAAAGCAUCUCUCGGUGGAGUACAACAAGGUCAAUGAACGAGGCACCUUCUCACCUGGGGAUAUUAUCACUGGGAGAGUGAUAGCGGUGACCAACAAGGAAACCAAAGUGCAGUGUUUUCUGGUCAGAGCCAAAGGAAAAGCCGAGGUGACAUGGCAUGAACAAGAAGGACUAACCACAGUGGUUCACAGCGACAAGAAGGAAUACUUUUAUUUUGAACAUAUUAUUCUUCAGGAUAAAAACAAAGGAGAUGGUUCAGAAAUCAUCGGCCCUGGGAGAAAUGUGUAUCCAUUCACCUUUAAGAUUCCCAAUAUAGUUAUGCCCUCAUCUUAUGAGGGGAAAUGGGGCAAGAUUACAUACAGUUUGCGAGCACAGUUGACUCAGUCAAUCUGGCUUGUCCACAAAACCAAGACUGAGUUCCCUUUCCUGACCAAGGCUGAGUUCCCCUUUGCCUCCAAAUCAGAAAUGAUAAUAAUUGGACUUAAGGAGCAACAAUGUGCGACCAGGAUUUCAUUUUUUGGCUCUGGAAAAGUGACUAUGAAUGUUACCUCAGAAAGAAUGGGAGUGAAGCAAGGUGAGGCAAUAGGAGUCUCUGUAGAAGUUCUCAAUGACUCGACGCGCACAUUAACACCCAGAUUCUACCUGUGUGAGAAGCAGACCUUUGUUGCUCAGUCAAAGAGGACAGUGCACUCAAAUGACAUCCUGUUUGGAACGGGAGACUCUGUUCCAGCUGGGACCAGUCAAACGAUAACCAAAGUGAUGAGUAUCCCUCCACAGACCCCCCCUACCUUCUUCAACUGCUGCAUGAUGAAGCUGGAGUACAGACUCAAGGUCACCCUUGAUGUCCCGCUGGCAAGAGACUCAGAGAUCAAACUUCCUCUCGUCAUUCUGUUGGGCUCACCAAAACCACAUCAGCAAAAACCAAAGAGAUCCAUCUGGUUUAGAAAGCUCCCUGGAUAAAAGGAUGCAUUAGACCAAGAGACAGCGAUGCACAUGCUGUAUGACAGCACUCAAAAUAACAACUCAGAGUAAAUCCGUCCGUUCAGUGUAGCUGCAUUUAACUAAGCAGAUGUUUUCUUGGGGAAGUUCAAACUGACUGAAGCUCUUGAGAAUUUGCUCACUGUUUGUUCUCGUGUCCACUAGAUGGAGAUGUAUGUCACUUAGUUGCCUGUCAGGUUCAUUUGAAAGGACUUAAAUCCAAGUACUCAGAUUCUUUACUUAAGUAAAAGUACUAAUACUACAAUGUAAAACUACUCCAUUACAAGUAAAAGUCCUGCCUUUAAAAUCAAAGUACAGGGUAAUUAAAGUAUCACAAGUAGAGGUACAAAUUCCUGAAAAUAUUGUUAUUGACAUACUGUUAUUGACAUAUCAUCAUAUAUAUUACAUCAUUAGAUUGUUAAUACUUAUGCAUCAAUGCAUACAUUUUACUGUUGCAUCUUGAGGGGGAGCUUGUUUUAAGUUCUUUAUAUACAGUUAGGUAGUUUAGUCCUCCAAAGACUCAUGAGAUGAUUAAUGAUGUGGGAAAGAAGAAAAAAACAAAGUUCUGCAACACAAAUCUGUUUUAAUUUUCUGGAAUAUUCUCUAAUCUUUGCUUCUUUAGUAAGAUAUUGGAAAAUUUUAGACCCUUGAGCCUAAGGCUCUUAUUUAAACGAAACCAUGUGAGAAGUUUCAUGGGGAAAUGUCUCUUUUGUGGAACUGCUUACAACUUUCUGUCAUCUAAACGUGACAAGAGGCCCCAUCUCAACGUUGCUUUUGUGUGUUUUUCUGGAAAAGGUUCACAAUCCAAAAAGCUAGUUAGUCUUUGACCAUGAAUUCUCUUUUAUAAGUUUACAAUAUGUUUUAUGUUUGUAUGUAAAAUCUUUAUCUGAAACUUAGUAACUACACCUGACAAAUGUAGUGGAGUAAAAGCACAAUAUUUCCUUGUGAACUGUUGUGAACAAACUAGCAUAAACUGGGAAACUGGUUAUUUGAGUAAAUUUACUCUCCAUAAAAAGCUGUAUAAAAUGAAUAUAAGAUAAACUUGUUAAGGUGAGGGAAGGUUGCUUCUCUAUGAGACAAUAGUUGAUGUGAACAGGUAUGAACAGUUAACAUUUGAGAAGUCAUUCAUUGUCUCCUCACAAUCAUGACUGUCGAGAAUGAACAUUCACACACUACAGCCGAGAGACAAACAAUGAAUCAGCGAGAGCUGAGAAUUAAGCGUUACGGAAACGUCCUUGUCCAUGGACUCAUUUUGCAACAGAGAAAAGUAUUGAACAAAGGCACAUUCAUGGUUCGAACAGUACAUGUGUUGCCCAACCAGCGGUUCCUAAGUGAAACCAGGCCCAUGUUCUUGACAGACUCAGAGAUCUUUCCCUGCCCAGGAGGGGAAACAUGUUGAGAGCUGAGCAUUUUAUGGUCAGGAUCCAUCCUGGAAACAUUAGAUUUGGCUAUUGUGACACCACAUACAGCACACCCACCUAUCCAGAGAGAGAGAGAGAGAGAGAGAAAGAGAGAGAGAGAGAGAGAGAGAACAGUGUUUGGUUCUGACUCAGCACAAACAGAUCCUGAUGAUUUCAUGUUCAUCCCACAAAACAGAGAAGAAAACCAGCAAUGUUCUACUCUCACCAUUAAUAAUACAAAAGCACAAGAGUGACCAACAAAGGCUUCAGAUUCCACUGGCCUGCUGUACAAGGCCCCUGCACUGAUAUUCUGGGAAUUGAAAAUUAAAGUCAUAUUUCAGCUCACAAUUGACUUGUCAUCAUGUAUCAUUUAAGUCUAUUAGAGAAUGUAUCAAUAUUUAAGUGGAAACAUCAAAUGUAAUUGAAAUAACAUGUCAAAAAUGACUUGAACAGCUUUUAAUAUAUAAAUUACUGUAAGUAACUGCAAUAACUUUGGCAGUAUGAUCACUGUUUGGGUAAAAGAGGACUGACAGCUCCUGACACAACUCAGAAAAUGUUGGACACAUGGAAAAUACUUGUCUGAAUGUUAUGUGAUUGAACAGAACGGAAAAUAAA
Seriola aureovittata is the source of this 3113-nucleotide messenger RNA. Its product is annotated as arrestin domain-containing protein 3-like. Gene Ontology annotation, biological process: protein transport. The transcript is spliced from 6 exons. The record is from RefSeq and is a predicted model, not a curated record. Lineage: Eukaryota; Metazoa; Chordata; Actinopteri; Carangiformes; Carangidae. Bases 115 to 1080 code for a protein of 321 amino acids. Gene Ontology annotation, cellular component: cytoplasm; plasma membrane.